AUUAUGUCAGUUGGUGAUCAAGAUAGAAUUAAUUCAUUCUUGGAUAAGCUUGGUAAUCCGGGAAAAUUUCAAGUGAUUUCUUACGCUAUUUUAGUCACGAACGUUUUUUGUGUGAUCUCCAAUCAUCUUAGUGCGGUAUUUUACACCGCAAAGACCGAGUUUUAUUGUCGUGCGAAUUAUAAUGAAAGUAAAGUGACACAGUUCAAUCAUGAAAAAGAUGAAUGCUCAAUCAAGUAUAUAAAAAAUAAUGUCUCAGUGACGGUACCCUGUAGUAACGGAUGGAUUUAUCGUUUAAAACACGGAGAAAAUACUAUAAUUUCUGAGUUUAAUCUUGUAUGUGGUGAUGCAUAUAAAAGUGAACUUUCAACAACCCUCUAUUUUGGUGGUGUUCUGGUUGGUGCCUUGCUUUAUGGCGGUCUUGCUGACAAGUAUGGACGAAAACGUUGUCUUGCAAUAGCUCAGGUUUUAUCUGGAGUGUUGAGCUUUGCAGUCGUUUUCUUCAGAUAUUUUUACGCUUAUGCUGUGCUAAGGUUUUUCCUAGGGAUUCAGUUGCAGGCUUUAGACAUGGUAUCUUUCGUUCUUGGCAUGGAGAUGUGUACGACAAAGUAUCGUGGGCUAGUGGGUGUAGCUUUUGGGAUUUUUAGUAUGGCUGGUGGGGGUAUCCUUGGAGUGAUAGCAUUUUUCAUACGUGAUUGGAAAUAUAUACAGCUUACAUUAUCAUUUUUCCAUUUCAUUCAACUUUGUUUAUUAUGGUUUGUACCUGAGUCUAUUCGUUGGUUAAUACUUCAUGAAAAGUUUGAUAAAGUGGAGAGGGCUAUCCAACGCAUCAAAAGUUUUAAUAAUCUUCCACAAUCUGCUGACGUACUACAGGAAAUAAAGAUGUUGAAAGAUCGAAGAAUGAACGACUUGGCACGAAAGGGAAACAUUGUGGAUCUCUUCAAGUCAACAGAAUUAAGAAAGCGAAGUUUUUUAUUGUUACUUGGAUGGUUCACUGUUUCUGCAGCAUAUUAUGGUUUAUCUUUUAACAUUUCGUUUCUAUUUGGUGAUAAAUAUCUCAAUUUCGGCGUUGGUAUUGUCAUGGAUACAUUAGUUAUAUCUGCGUUGUUUUGGGCCUUACCAAGGUUUGGCUGUCGCAGACCUAUCGUGUUACUUUUUGCUGUAUGUGGAAUAGCAAAUUUUGUUUCAGUAGCGACAACUGCUGUUCAGUCUGAUAAACUAGUUGUUAAAUUGCUGGGAACUGUCACGUCUCUUGUUGGAAAAUCGUCAGCCAUUGCAAGUUUGAAUGCUUUGGCGAUAUUCACAGCCGAACUUUAUCCUACAGCUAUAAGAAAUGCUGCUGUGGGAUUUUGUUGCGCAUGUACAAGAAUGGGUAGUAUGCUGGCAUCACAAAUAUUUUUAAUUGGAUCUUACACAGCAGUUUAUGUUCCAUUUGGUAUACUCGGAGUCCUGUCUAUCAUAAGUUGUGUGUUAGUCCUUUAUCUUCCCGAAACUCACAAUGAGGCGUUGACAGAUACUUUACACCGACGAUCUUCUGUUCUCGUUGAAGAAGAUUUCUGUGAUGUUGAUACUAAGGAUUGCACUGAAGAGAAGCAUCUUGUUCAAGAAACAUCUUUGUAGUUUUAAAUUGUAACAUAAAUUUAUGGAAGGAUUAGCGAAUAUGUAGAUGGAUUUAUAGGGAUUAGAUAGGUGGGACGAUAGGAUCUUGGGACUUUCGGUCCAGCCAGCGUGGCUUUUAAAGUUGUAAUUGGCCGAUUUCUUAGGUAAAUAUUUCUGAAGGAGUGGUAAAUAUAUCUCGAAUUUGAUAAAUUCGAUGUUGAAACUCUGCGAAUUUUUAACGAUGUUAACUUCAAACUCGAUAUUAACUAUUUUGAUGAAUUAAAAAACUUUAAACUUCUGUA
Messenger RNA from Xenia sp. Carnegie-2017, 1898 nucleotides. RefSeq names its product solute carrier family 22 member 6-A-like. Gene Ontology annotation, molecular function: transmembrane transporter activity. Lineage: Eukaryota; Metazoa; Cnidaria; Anthozoa; Malacalcyonacea; Xeniidae. Bases 4 to 1617 code for a protein of 537 amino acids. Gene Ontology annotation, cellular component: membrane. Gene Ontology annotation, biological process: transmembrane transport. The transcript is spliced from 9 exons. The record is from RefSeq and is a predicted model, not a curated record.